UCUUCUUCUUGAAAAAAAAACAAAAAACAAUACAAAUGGCAGAAACUGUUGUCUCUUUUGUGUCAGAUCAUCUCGCAACCUUACUCCGAGAGGAGGGAAGCCUGUUGGGAGGGCUUCGAGAAGAGGUCCAAUUCAUCAAGGAUGAGUUGGGGCAUAUGAGAGCUUUCCUCAAAGUGGCUGAACCAAAAGAAGAUGAUGAUCCCAGGCUCCAAGAAUGGAUCAAGCAAGUGCGCGAAGCUGCUUAUGACAUUGAAGAUGUUCUCGAUGAAUUUGUACUUCGCUUUGCUGGCUACCGACAUCAUGGAUUCUGUGGCUCUCUUCAGAGAAUUCUCAAAGCCAUUAAGAGCUUGCCAGCUCGUCAUCAGGUUGCCAGUGAAAUUCAAAGCAUAAAGUCCAGGAUCAAAAAUAUUUCAGAAGGACGUCAGAGAUACCAAGUUGAAUUUGGUAUCGAUGACUGUGUCACUGGAUCUUCAACCAUGAACGACUCAUGGCGCUAUAGCAGGGAUGAUGCACUUCUAGUGGAGGAAGCAAAAUUGGUUGGCAUUGACCAGCCCAAACAACAUCUGAUUUCUAAGCUCCUCGAGGCGGACGAUCACCAACUCAAAGUUAUUUCAGUGGUCGGCAUGGCUGGACUAGGGAAAACUACCCUAGUCAAAAAGGUCCAUGAAGAUCCAGAUGUUAGAAAGAAUUUCCCAGUUCGUGCAUGGGUAACCGUCUCUCAAACAUGCGACUUUCCAAAGCUCCUGAGAGACUUGAUUCGGAAGUUGCACAAGGACUUGGACAAAUCAGCCCCACAAUCGAUCGAGUCCAUGACUACCGCUGAGCUGAAAGAAAUUGUCAAAGAUUUUCUUCAACAAGCUGGAAGGUAUGCAAUUGUGUUCGAUGACGUGUGGGACGUGGAAUUUUGGAAUGAAAUCAAAUUUGCACUGCCUGAGGGUAACUACGGCAAUCGUGUCAUGCUAACAACACGAAAUGCCGAUGUAGCCCCUGCCUCUUGCACAGAAUCUCAGGAUUUUGUCUACAAAAUGGAGCCACUAUCAAUUAAAGAUUCGUGGACCCUAUUUUGUAACAAGAUCUUUAAAGGAAAUCGUUGCCCCGACCACCUGAUGGAUGUUGCAAAAGCUGUAUUGGAUAAAUGUGACGGUUUGCCUUUGGCGAUUCUUGCGAUCGGUGGGCUCUUGGCUUCGAAGGACGUGAGCAGAAUAGAUGAAUGGGAGAUGAUUCAACACAGUCUUGGGGGUAAGCUAGAGAGAGUUAAAAGAAUACUUUCUCUGAGUUACAACGAUCUGCCUUCGCAUCUCAAACCCUGUCUGUUGUAUUUAAGCAUUUAUCCGGAGGAUUAUCUAAUAGAUAGCAGAACACUGACUCAAUUAUGGAUUGCUGAAAGAUUUGUAGAAUGGAGAGAAGGAAUGAAUAUUGAAGAUGUAGCCUGGGGUUAUUUCAAUGAACUCAUCAGCAGAAGCCUAAUUCAAGUAGCUGAAGUGUUUUAUGAAGGAUUGCCCGACAAGUGUCAAAUCCAUGAUCUAUUGAGAGAAGUUAUUCUCAUGAAGUCAAGGGAACAAAACAUGGUGACAGUUACUACUGGACAACCAAUGACGUGGCCAUCUGAGAAGGUACGCCGUCUAGCACUCCAUAGUAGUAGUAACAGCAGCAACAUCCAAUACCACCAACAAAGACAAUUUUAUUCCUUUGAACACCUUCGAUCAUUCAUCGCAGUUAGUUUCACCAACCCAUUACUGUCCAAAACUUUCCUAUCUGAAGUUCUAAGGAGCAGUAAGUUGCUAAAGGUUUUGGAUUUGAGAGGUGAAGAGAUAGAGGAAACACCAAAUGAGAUUUUCAGCUUGUUGCAUCUCACAUAUCUGAGCCUAUAUGGUACAAAAGUGGCAAGAGUCCCGAGAGCAAUUGGAAAGCUUCAACAUUUGGAACAUCUGAAUUUGGGGAACACUGGAGUUAGGGAAUUACCCGUGGAAAUCCUAAAGCUACUAAAGCUUCGGCAUCUCAGAGUAUAUCAACAAGUUGAUCCCUCAGAUAGUGAUUAUGGAUAUCAUGGGUUUAAAGGUCCGUCAAAAUUGGGAGGGCUUCUCGCUCUACAAAGGUUAAACAGCAUAGAUGCAAGUAGUGGGUCUGUAAUAGUUAAAGAGAUAGGAAAAUUGACCCAAUUAAGAGUGUUAUAUAUUACACAGUUGAGAAGAGAAGAUGGAAAGGAGCUCUGCUCCUCCCUUGUCAACCUCACCAGCCUUCAGCAAUUAAGGAUUGCUUCAGUUGGAAAAGGUUAUGAUUUUGAGAUAAUCGAUCUAAAUCAUCAUCAACAUUCUCUUUCUUCUUCCUCUUCUUGUUCGUUUCUUCAAUCUCUUCGUUUGCUACUAGUGCGUGGCCGCUUAGAAACGAUGCCAGUAUGGAUCACUCAUCUUCAAAACUUGGUAAAAAUAAAUUUGAGCUGGAGUAGGUUAAGGGCAGAUGAGGAUCCGCUUAAAUCCCUCCAACAUUUGCCCAAUUUGGAUGCAAUUAAUUUCUGUGGAUGUUACCAAGGAGAAGGGUUAUGUUUCAAGGCUGGAGGGUUCCAAAAGCUGAAAUGGUUGUGGUUAAAGAAAAUGGAAGGGUUGAGAUGGAUGGCAGUGGAGGAGGGUGCAUGCCCUCAUCUCCAAAGACUAAUUCUUCAUCGACUUCCAUCACUAGAGGACUUACCUUCGGGAAUUCAGCACUUGAGCCAUCUUCAAGAGCUUUAUUUGUAUGAGAUGAGUUCUCAACUGAUGGAAAAGGUAGGGAAUCAAAAGGAAGACAGUGAAGAUUACAGAAGAAUAGCACACAUUCCUGAAAUUGACAUUGGUUUCUAUGCCGAUGAUGGGGAAUGGAUAAUCCGCCGGCUGUGGGGGAAGAAGAAGAAAACAAUCCUUGCCUAGCACUAGCAGCAUCCCGUGGCUUUCCUUUCUCUUCUUCUUCUAUUUUUCUGAGAAGUUUCUGAUGUUUUCUAUCUUCUCCACUGCGUGUAGUAUGGUGCAUUGCAUCGUCAUCUUGUUCAUAAGCUGCAUUUUGUUAAUGUAUUUUUUUUUAACUGUUUUUCUUUAAUUUUAACUUCAGCAAAUGAAGCAUUCUUACCUACCUCCCCAAAUAAGCACUUGUAAGUACAGGAAUCAAUUUGCCCAUAAGUCUGCAUAAAGAUUGCAAUGCAUAUAGCAUUGUGCGAAAUUUGAGAAUGACAAUCUUCUUUUCACUCUUCGAUUUUGGAUAACAAAAGGGUCUGAUCCCAAUUUUGAUUUAUUUCUAAAAGUUUCUCUAGAUUUGCCAAUUUUUUAGGAGCAUAAAAAUGGGAUUUAAGAAGCUCCUCAAGUUAAGGGUGAUUUACAAAUAAAGGGUGAUUUACAGCGGAUGCAGCUCACCAAAGAGUUGAAGGCCAAAAUGCAUAUAGCUUUCUAGAUGCAUUUUUCCAAACCAGAUAGAGAAAAAUAAAAAAUGCAUCAAUUUUCCUUGGUUUAUUAUACAGGGAAAUAACGAAAGUCUAAAUACUACAUGAUGAUCUAAUAGUUAAAUAUCUUCUAUUUCUGUCCUAAAAUAGGGAUAAUUGCAUAAAUCUUCUCUGAGGUUUCCGAUAUUUGCAGUGACCUCUCCUGUAAUUUAAAAAAUUACAUUGAUCUUUUCUGAUGUUACUAAUUCUUUAUAAAUUUAGUCCAAACGAUUAAAAUAUUAUUUUAGGGAGUGAAAUUAGAAAUUUGUAUCAAAUUUGUCUUCCACCAUUGCUAAUAAAAAUGGAAAGCCUGGAACCCCUCCACCCUUUCUCUCUCUGGAAGUUCAUCUUGUAAGCAACAUAACUGAUUCACCACCAAUGGGUAUUUUUUCAUGGUUCAAGGGAACCAAAAACGAUACCAACUCCAAACCGGCGACCCAAAAAUCCGAACCGGUGAAAACCCAAUCCGCUUCUGAAGUUCCCGGCAUGAACGGAGCACUGGAGGUCCGGCGGCCCGGCCCACCACCAGUUAUAUCACCGUUUUCGAAUUCGGUUCCAUUGCCGCUUCUGCCGAUAAGGUCACCCUCGCCGGCUUCUGCCCUGUUUCCCACGAGCUCGAACCUUGCCGCUGGGAGAUUCUGCCGGCUCAAGGCUCCGACGCCCCUCAAUUUCGCGUAGUCUUUUGACGGAAAAAUAGUUGGCGAAAAAGAAACGGAGAAUUUUCAGCUUAGCUUUUGAGGAAAUGGUGAGGAGGAGUAAAAUCCCAAUCCUGAGUAGAGUUUCUUCAGUUCAUAUGGGUUUUUAUCUAUAUUAAAAAAACAAAAAAGCUUGUAUAUUUUUUUCUCUUUCAUUUUUGAAGUUUCUCUGUAAUUUAGCUCUGUUUGACACUUUGAUUAGAAUAUGAUAAAGACCUUUACUGCA
Coffea arabica (coffee) is the source of this 4363-nucleotide messenger RNA. Its product is annotated as disease resistance protein RPM1-like. Lineage: Eukaryota; Viridiplantae; Streptophyta; Magnoliopsida; Gentianales; Rubiaceae. Gene Ontology annotation, biological process: defense response to other organism. The record is from RefSeq and is a predicted model, not a curated record. Gene Ontology annotation, molecular function: ADP binding.